CAGAGCCUGAUCCAGGUUUACGGCCGGGCGAGCGGGGAACGCGUGUGGCUGCAGGAGCUGAGCGCGGCACUGCCGAGCAGCUCCACCAGCACCGCCGCGCUCAGCCGAGGGACAGGGGGCUGGGCAGGGCAUCGGGCACUGGGGAACCUGUCCUUGGGUAACCGCAGGUCGAGGAGCCCUCUCUGCUCUCUGCCAUGGGCUGCUGGAGAGUCCUCGGCCCCGUGCUGCCCCUCCUGCUGCUCCUGCACCCGCCGCCCUCGCCCGCCUGCCCGGCCGCCUGCCGCUGCUCCCCGGGCGAGGCGGACUGCAGCGAGCGGGGCCUCCGCGAGGUGCCGUGGAGCCUGUCGACCAACACCAGCACCCUGUGGCUCGGCUACAACUUCAUCACCGUGCUGGGGCCGCACUCCUUCCCUCCGCUGCCGGGGCUGCGGCAGCUCAGCCUGCCCCACAACCGCCUGGAGCUGAUCCACGGCCGGGCGCUGCUGGGGCUCGGGGCGCUGCAGGACCUGGACCUGAGCCACAACCACCUGAGCGUGCUGAGCCCCGAGACCUUCCUGCCCCUCGCCAGCCUGGCCACGCUCAACCUGGGCAGCAACAGGCUGGGGGAGCUGGAGCCUGCGUUGCUGAGCGCCCUGCCCCAGCUCCGAGCCCUUCUCCUGCAGGACAACCCCUGGGUGUGCAGCUGUGGCAUCCUGCCCCUCUGGCGCUGGCUCAGCCUCAACAAGGAGAAAGUACGAGAGAAGAGUUUGCUCCUCUGCAGAGUCCCGGAGCAGCUGAACCAGUACCCAAUCAUGGCCUUUGGGGAUGAGUCCUUCAGGCAAUGCCAGGAGACGUCACUGUCCUCCGAACAGUACAUCACCUUCUUCAUCAUUGGACCAUUCUCCUUCAUUGCCAGCAUCUUCUUCUGCACCUUCAUGGGCUCGGUCGUAGUGUUUUACCACAGCCUGCGCAGGGAGUCCCACUGCUGGAGGAGACCCCGCAUCUGCAGGGUGCACUGAGGCAGGAUGGCCAGGCUUUAGCCCUGAGCAGGCUGUGGUCCACACCCUUCUCCAGCUGGCUGCACCCACCUGUUGCAAACAUGUCCCAGCAGACCAGUGAGCGGAAGAUCUGUCCCUGGAACUGCUUUGGUUUUUCUCAGAGUCCCCAGGACAAUUCCAAGCUCCCUCUGCCCCGCUGCUGGGAGAGCAGCCUGCAGCUCAGCACCCUGCGGGGCAUGGGCUGACUGCAGAUGUUCUCAGUGUUUUGGGAGCUUCCCCAGACCACCCUCAGACCCUUCCUGGGGUUGUCCAGGUGAUCCUUCUCCCCCUGUCCUGCCCCUUGUGGUGCGCAGUGGCCUCAGCGUGCUUUUCAGGAUGCACCACGUGCCUCACUGUGCCUUGGGGUGCAGCCUGGGAGCCCCGUGCACAUCUCAGAACACUUGUAUUCCUCUAGGCACCCCAGGAGUCACCAUUUGCCUUUUGGUGCAGCCCAGGCUGCCCUCUGUGUGCCUUUCAGUUUGCUCUUAAUCCCUCCUUGGGUCUUUUGGUGCCCCCAGCACUCUCUGUCUGCCUUCAAUGACCCCAUCAGUCUCAGGGUACCUUUCCAUGCCUUCCAAACUCCUUGGCUUGGCUUUUCAUGCACCCAAGCGCCAUUUUUUUGGCUUCUGUGUCCUGACAGGCAUUAGUUUGCCUUUUGGUGAACUGCAGAGCUCCCCAUGUGCCUUUUGGUGCACCUGAAAAUCUCUGUGUGUUUUUGGAGCAUUCCAGAGCCUUCAUGAGGCUUUCAGACUACCCCAGAGCCCUCAUGUGCUGGCCAAGGACAGGGCUGGUUGCAAAAGAUUUCUUUUGAUAGGUUUUUUUCAUUGAGUCAGGAAUGCUGGAGCUGAGAAGGCUCAACCAAUAACCAAGAUCUAGAGUAAGACUGAAGGUUACAGUGAGGGUUGGGAAGAGCCUUGAGCUUCCACUGAUAUGGUUCAGCAGAGGAACUGCCAAAGGAUGGGUGAGGCUUGCAGUAAUUCCUCCCCCAAUAGCUUUCCCUAGGCUAAAGCAGGCCAAGGUAGCUCAGUGAUGGGAGUGGGGGCAAACAAGCCCAUGUGGGUUUACAGCACAGAGAUGCAGCCCUUAAUGCUGCCUCACCUGUCAUCACCCACAAAACAGGGCUGGGGCUGCCCCUGCACCUCCCUGCCCUGCCACCUCCUGCCCUUCCCUGUGGAAAUGCUUCUGGACAUGCUUAUUGUUCAUACUGGGAGAUGGCCUGGAAGGAUCUGGAGCUGUGCUCCAGAGGAAAGCACAAGCUGGGUGACAAAAACAAUCUUUCAAGGAGAAGAAACAGCCCUUUUUGCCUGAUCUCGUACCGACUGCAAGAUGGUCAGAGCCACAGUGAGAUGGCUGUGACCACCAGCUCCCCUUCUUCACUCGAUCUCAGCAGGAGCUGUGGACCAGCCAGGGAUGUGGCAGGUCAGUGCAUCCCUCAGCAAACUCUUGGCAAGGGUUCAGUAAAUCACACAGAGAAUAAACCAAAUGUCACCUCAGCUGUGGCUUGCUCCCAUUUUUAUUUUCAAGAGAGAAACCAACCCAGUGGGCUGCCACAGUGCCAGAUUCCUACUUCCUUCUCUGUCGUGGGGUGUGGGGGCUGCAGGGAGCAGCUCCUCCACUGCCACCAGCCCUGCACCUGGGAGCUCUGCAGGACCUCUGGCAGGAUCAUCCUCUUGCCUGUCCCAGGAGCAAUACCAGUUCUCCCAGAUCCUCUCUAGUGACAGCAUUCAAUCCUUCCCAAGUAGUCUUGGGCUUCCCAUUUGGAGCUAAGACCUCACUUGUCAUCCUGCUCAGCCCCCAGAGCCCUGCUCCUCCUCCCAGACCACCCUGAGGCUGAGCCCACCAUGAAGGCUGGGCUGGUGGUCUCGGCAUAUGGGGACUAUUCUGUCAGUGGGUGAUGUUGCUUCGGUUCAGCCCAAGGGAGCUGCCUUUCUGUUUUGCAAAUCCCUCAGUGGAGCCUCCCUAUGGAUGGGCUGAUAUGUGAGGACUCCCCCAGAGGCUUCACCCCUGUGGUCCAUCCUCUGUUCCCAAAGGCUGGCCCCACUGGCAGUGCCCCACACUGGCUCCCAGGAGAUGGGAAGCCCAGCAGUGGCAGUGGACCAUUUUCCCUGGAAUGAAGGUGGGCCAGAACCAGCUGCCAUGCUGCUGGUGUUUGGACAGCUCCGGACUGUCCCCAUCCCCUCACUGCAAGGCCUGUCCCCCUCCUGUGGCUGUUCAGGCUGUCUAUCAGCUGAGUAUCCCAGAAUGAUGCCAGUCCUUCCCUCAUCUCCUCUGUAGCUCCUGGCCUUUCUCCCUGCUGGUUUCUCCAACCCUUCCCGUCCCUCCACCCUCCACUGUUUGCAGACCCUGCAGUGGGGCUGGGUGAGGUUGUGACUCAGCACAGGGCUCCCUGCCAGCUUUGCCAGAAGCCAGAGACAGAAAGAGGCACAUGGCAUCAGAAUAAACCACUUCAUGAUCCAGUCUAGACUUUACUGAGCUCUUGCAAAAACUCGGUAUUAAUGUUACAUUGACGUAUAAAGUAGAAUGGGUCCAAUUUCUCAGCUGGAGCUAGAUGAACUAGAUGGAGCCACAGCAGUCAGUGGGACGAUGCUCACAGACCUCAGCUGCCGUUUGAAAA
This is a messenger RNA of Pseudopipra pipra, 3630 nucleotides long. RefSeq names its product leucine rich repeat containing 26 (gene LRRC26). The transcript has 2 exons. The record is from RefSeq and is a predicted model, not a curated record. Gene Ontology annotation, molecular function: protein binding. NCBI's taxonomy places the organism in Eukaryota, Metazoa, Chordata, Aves, Passeriformes, Pipridae. Bases 195 to 998 code for a protein of 267 amino acids.